Miscanthus lutarioriparius is the source of this 2328-nucleotide messenger RNA. NCBI's taxonomy places the organism in Eukaryota, Viridiplantae, Streptophyta, Magnoliopsida, Poales, Poaceae. The record is from the annotation of a GenBank genome assembly.
AUGGAAAUCCCACUGCUUGGACGUAACUUCACCUGGUCCAACGGCCAGGAACCUCCAAUCCUAGCCAAGCUUGAUCGAGCACUGGUCAACCUCGCCCACACUACUACCUUCCCUGAUACUUCACUCUCACCCAGGGCAAAGCCAACAUCCGACCACACCCCGUUGUUUCUUUCCAUGUCCACCUCCAUUCCGAAAUCCAGUGUUUUCCGCUUCGAGAAUGCUUGGCUGCACCGUCAAAAUUUCCUACAAACUGUCCUUCCUGCGUGGGCUGAAGCGCGUGUAUGCAGCGAUGCGGCGGGUCAGCUUGCAGCUUGUCUCAAGUCGGCUAGAGCCGCGACAAAGGUUUGGGCACGGCGUUUCAGGGCGCCUCGCCAAAUAAUUUCCAACUGCAAAUUUAUUAUCCUCUUACUUGAUUCCUUUGAGGAGGAGCGGGCUCUUUCUUUUGAUGAGUUACAGGCACGCAAGACUUGUAUUGACUGCCUCGCCCAAGCAAUCAAAGAGAAAGCAGCUUACUGGAAGCAGCGUAGUAAGUUCCGAGCAAUCAGGGAAGGCGAUGCAAACACUGCCUUUCAUCAUGCCCAGGCCACCGUCCGUCUGCGAAACAACACCAUCCGAUGGGUUGAAGUGCACGGCUCGGUGAUUGCCAACCAUGACGGGAAAAUACAAGCUCUCACCAACUUUUUCAGCUCCAUCAUCGGCGAACCAGGGACCUCAGCCUGGAACUUUGAUGUGCAUGCUCUCUUCCAUGACAGACAGCGGCCGUCCAGUGAGCUCAUCGCUCCUUUCUCUGAAUUGGAAGCCUUCGAAGCUCUGAAAUCCAUGGACAGAUCAAGUGCACCGGGCCCCGACGGUUUCGGGCCUUCUUUUUACAGGGCGGCCUGGAGCAGUAUAAAGUCGCAGGUCAUGGCCUUCCUGCAAGCCUUCCAACAGAGGCAAGUGCAGCUAGAGAGGAUCAACCGUUCUUACAUGGUGCUUAUCCCAAAAAAGCCUGGAGCUGUAGCUGUGGACGCAUUCAGACCAAUAUGCCUACAAAAUUGCUCCAUCAAGAUACUUAGCAAAAUGCUCACAAGAAGACUGCAGAAAGAGAUAGGGAACUUGAUUGACCUACACCAAACAGGCUUCUUAAAGGGUCGCUCUAUCUCUGAAACUUUCGUCUUUGCAGCUGAACUGAUUCAGACUUGCAACAAAAGGAGACUGCCGACCUUGGUGCUUAAGUUAGACUUUGCGAAGGCCUUUGACACAUGGUGUGCUUGGAUGCGGGAUAUCCUAUCCUCAUCGAAAUCGGCGGUGCUUGUUAAUGGCUGCCCGGGCCCUUGGAUUACAUGCAAACGGGGCCUGCGACAAGGUGAUCCGUUGUCGCCCUACCUCUUUCUUCUGGUGGCUGACUCUCUUCAGGCUAUGAUCCGGUCAGCAGCGACAGUCAGGAGUCCGGUGGACAGUGACAGCCCCUGCGCGGUUCUUCAGUAUGCGGAUGAUACUCUGCUGGUUCUACGGGGUGAUGUUGCUGAUGUCCAAGCUUUGAAGAAUAUCCUGCAAGCUUUCUCAGAGGCCACAGGUCUAAAAAUCAACUACAGCAAGAGCACCUUAGUUCCCAUUCACAUGGACGCUGGCUUGGCAGCAGACUGUGUCACCAUCAUGGGGUGUGCCCACCAGUCUUUCCCUCAAAACUACCUAGGCCUCCCUCUAUCGGCCUCGAAACUGCCAGUCUCAGCUUUCUCAACGGGUAAGGCUGAUAUUGCAAACAUGAAAGGGGAAAAUCUUGGACAUCACUGGGAGCUACUUCAGUUACUGCUACCACUUUACCAAGCACUGACAACGGUGGAAUUGGGGGAUGGCCGAUCAACUCUUAUCUGGACGGAUGUCUGGAAUGGCGACGAGGCGUUGGAAGAUCGUCUUCCACGGCUCUUCUCCCAUUGCACCAGGAAAGAUUCAACGGUGCAGCAAGCUAUUAACUCCAACCUUCUUGGCUGCUUUGUAAAUCGAAUGUCAACGCAGGCAAAUGAUGAGUUGCAGCAGCUUAAGGUUAUCCUCCAACAAACCCAAUUGACGGAUCAACUGGACACACGGCUGUCGGCAUUCAGUCGGACGAAGGACAAGCUCGACACCUCGGCCAUCUACAGGCUACUCAAAGCCCAAGGACAUCAAGAUGACCCCUCUUCGGCUUUUAUCUGGAAGAACGCGGCGCCACCUCGGGUUCAGAUGUUCUUCUGGCUACUCCUCAGAGGUAGAAUCCAAUGCUGCUGGGUGCUUUGGAAACGCCGAAAUGCGUUUGUUUUCAGAGAUGGAAGUGAUCCCUAUCAGAACCAUUUUUCUACAAUGCAAAUCUGA